Messenger RNA from Ylistrum balloti, 1080 nucleotides. RefSeq names its product collagen alpha-1(VI) chain-like. NCBI's taxonomy places the organism in Eukaryota, Metazoa, Mollusca, Bivalvia, Pectinida, Pectinidae. Bases 1 to 1080 code for a protein of 359 amino acids. The transcript is spliced from 2 exons. The record is from RefSeq and is a predicted model, not a curated record.
AUGGUAAAGGGAGAUCACUCCAGAUGGCUUGGAUUGGAAUUUGAAAAGCCUAUAUUUCGGCAAGGUUCCAAAAGUGAUCAGGGUUCCCAAAGUGAUCAGGGUUCUCAAGGUGAUCAGGGUUCCCAAGGUGAUCAGGGAUCCCAAAGUGAUCAGGGAUCCCAAGGUGACCAGGGAUCCGAAGGUGAUCAGGGAUCCCAAAGUGAUCAGGGUUUUCAAGGUGAUCAGGGUUCCCAAGGUGAUCAGGGAUCCCAAAGUGAUCAGGGAUCCCAAAGUGACCAGGGAUCCGAAGGUGAUCAGGGAUCCCAAAGUGAUCAGGGUUCUCAAGGUGAUCAGGGUUCCCAAGGUGAUCAAGGAUCCCAAAGUGAUCAGGGAUCCCAAGGUGACCAGGGAUCCGAAGGUGACCAGGGAUCCCAAGGUGAUCAGGGUUCCCAAGGUGAUCAGGGAUCCGAAGGUGAUCAGGGUUCCCAAGGUGAACAGGGUUCCCAAGGUGAUCAGGGUUCCCAAGGUGACCAGGGUUCCCAAGGUGAUCAGGGUUCUCAAGGAUACCAGGGCGCCCAAGGUGAUCAGGGAUCCCAAGGUGACCAGGGUUCCCAAUGUGAUCAGGGUUCCCAAGGUGACCAGUGUUCCCAAGGUGAUCAAGGUUCCCAAGGUGAUCAGGGUUCCCAAGGUGAUCAGGGUUCCCCAGGUGAUCAGGGUUCCCAAGGUGAUCAGGGUUCCCAAGGUGACCAGGGCGCCCAAGGUGACCAGGGUUCCCAAGGGGAUCAGGGUUCCCAAGGUGACCAGGGUUCCCAAGGUGAUCAGGGAUUCCAAAGUGAUCAGGGUUCCAAAGGUGAUCAGGGAUUCCAAAGUGAUCAGGGUUCCCAAGGUGAUCAGGGUUCCCAAGGUUAUCAGGGUUCCCAAAGUGAUCAGGGUUCCCAAGGUGACCAGGGUUCCCAAGGUGAUCAGGGUUACCAAGGUGACCAGGGUUCCCAAGGUGAUCAGGGAUUCCAAAGUGAUCAGGGUUCCCAAGGUGAUCAGGGAUUCCGAAGUGAUCAGGGUUCCCAAGGUGAUCAGGGUUCUCAAUGUGAUCAGGGUUCCUAA